AUGGAUGUCUUUUUGGCGAUUUUUGUCAUUUUUAUUGGAUUCUUGGUUGAAGAAUGUGUUGGCUUUACUUAUGGUAAGAACUUUCUUUACAAAUCAAAAAAUGGCAAGAACUUUCUUUACGGAAUGAAAAAUGGCAAAAACUUUCUUUACAAGACAAAAAAUUGCAAAAACGUUCUUUAAAAAACACAAAAUGGCAAGAACUUUCUUUACAAAAUAAAAAAAUGGCAAGAACUUUCUUUACAAAAUAAAAAAAUGGCAAGAACUUUCUUUACAAAAUAAAAAAAUGGCAAGAACUUUCUUUAUAAAAGUUAAAAUGACAAGAACUUUCUUUACAAAGCCAAAACAACCACAAUUUUUAUAUCCAUCGUAUAACGUGGCAACUGCAAACUGCAAAAUUUAAAAUUUUGGUUUUUACGGUAAAAUUGCAGUAACUUUCUAUCCAAAACAUAAAACGGUCCAUUUUCUCGUUUAUCGUAUAACUUGUCCUUCGCAACCUGCAACACAUAAAACAAGGCGUUUUUGGUGGUUGAUCGGCAAGAACUUUCUUUACAAAACGAAAAAUGGCAAAAACUUUGUUUACAACACAAAUAUAGCAAGAACUUUCUUUACAAAACAAAAAAUGGCAGGAACUUUCUUUACAAAGCAAAAAAUGGCAAGAACUUUCUUUACAAACUUUAGAAAGACAAAAACUUUCUUUACAAAGCAAAAAAUGGCAAGAACUUUCUUUACAAAGCAAAAAAUGGCAAGAACUUUCUUUACAAAGCAAAAAUAAGCAAGAACUUUCUCUACAAAACAAAAAAUAGCAAAAACUUUCUUUCUAGGCGAUGAGCGGUGCUUCGAACCCUUGGAUGUUGGCCCGUGCACAUUUUUUGUCAAAAAAUGGUACUACGACCAAGCUUCAAAGGAAUGCCGCGCUUUUAAUUACGGGGGAUGCUUGGGUACUCGGAAUCGAUUUGGCAGUAAACAAGACUGCCUGAAGAGUUGUAUCUACAAGAUGGACGACCCUGUAGCUUUGCCUGGUAAGUUGGAAGAAACUUUCUUUACAAGCUUUGAAAUAACAAGAACUUUCUUUACAAGACAAAAAAUGGCAAGAACUUUCUUUAAAAAACAUAAAAUAGCAAAAACUUUUUUUACAAAACGAGAAAUGGCAAGAACAAAACAGAAAAUGGCAAGAACUUACUUUACAAAUCAAAAAAUGGCAAGAACUUUCUUUACAAAACUAAAAAUAGCAAGAAAUUUCUUUACAAAACAAAAAAUGGCAAGAACUUUCUUUACAAAACAAAAAAUUGCAAGAACUUUCUUUACAAAACAUAAAAUGGCAAAAACUUUCUAUAAAAACCAAAAAAAUGUUACAAAUUUUCAGAAAUUUGUCUUCUGGACGCAGAUCCAGGCCAUUGUUCAGACGAACGUACCGGCCAAUGGUGGCAUUAUUUCAACGCUGAGCUUGGGAUUUGUGACAAGUUUAUGUAUUAUGGUUGUGGUGGCAACAACAACCGGUUUUACUCGUUAUAUCAAUGUCGGAAGGUUUGUGGAGAGAGAAUGGAUCCUCAAAUUGGUAGGUUAUUUUGAACUUUGGGGAUAGGGUACUAUAAGAUGUUAUAUAUAGGGUAGGGUCAAAAUAUUAAAAAAAUUUUUUUUUAAGGAUGAGAUAGAUUUUUUAAAAGUAGGGUAUAUUUUAUUUUAUCUUUAUUUUAUUUUUUUAAAUUUUAUUUUUUUUAUUUUAUUUUUUUUAUUUUUUUUUAUUUUUAGUUAUUUAACUUUUUAAUUUUAUUUUUUUUAAAUUUUUUUUUAAUUUUAUUUAUUUAGCUUUUUAAUUUAAUUUAAUUUUUUUUAUUUUUAAGCAUGUGAACGUUGUGACGUGAGAACGUCGUUCUGUCAAGCUGUCAACAAAUACAAAUACACUUGUGAGUGUAGAGAAGGCUACAUAAAGGCUUCUAAUGGGGAUUGUAUCGACAUGGACGAAUGCGAACUGAUGCAGGCCGACUGUGGUGACAAUUCGAGAUGCAUCAACACUAUUGGAUCAUAUAAGUAAGAACCCUACCCUACCCUAUUCUACCCUACCCUACCCUACCCUACCCUACCCUACCCUACCCUACCCUACCCUACCCUACCCUACCCUACCCUACCCUACCCUACCCUACCCUACCCUACCUUACCCUACCCUACCCUACCCUACCUUACCCUACCCUACCCUACCUUACCCUACCCUACCCUACCCUACCCUACCCUACCCUACCCUACCCUGCCUUACCCUACCCUAUUCUACCCUACCCUGCCCUAUAUUACAGUAUGCCAUUUCAGAUGUGAAUGCCUAGAAAACUACGUCGGAAACGGUAAAGAGUGCAAGUACGUAGGACCAGCUACAGUAACCGAUGACUGUGAUAACUGUAAUGAGAAUGCCAUUUGUCGUGACGGGAAAUGUCAAUGUAAACUUGGUUUCGAAGGAGAUGGGUUCAAUUGUACUGAUGUGGAUGAAUGUAUGGGUACUAUGCCAAGAUGUGACCCUAAUGCCAAGUGCUUCAACACUAUCGGAUCGUAUCUUUGCGAAUGCAGUCCUGGCUUUGCUGGAAACGGAUUUGAAUGCACUACUAAUACCAGUAAGUACUAACUCUAGCUCUAGCCUUAGCCCAGAGGCCCUAGCCCAGAGGCCCUAACCCAGAGGCCCUAGCCCAGAGGCCCUAGCCCAGAGGCCCUAGCCCAGAGGCCCUAGCCCAGAGGCCCUAGCCCAGAAGCCCUAGCCCAGAGGCCCUAGCCCAGAGCCCUAACCCAGAGUCCUAGCUUUAGGUCUAUUUAUUGUCCUGGCCUUAGAGUUGGCUUAGUUUAAUCCUACAGUAACCCACAACGCCUUUCAUGGCCUAUUGUUUCUUUUGUCUUGUUCUGGGCUAGUAUUAUCCUAUACUUACUCUAGCCGUAUCCGACCUUGCUCUACAUUGCACUGCCCAGCCUAACCUUAUGCUAGAGCAAGGUAAUGUAGAGCUUUUUCUCUAGUCUUAUCUAUUCUAUUCCUACCUUACUUUAAUCGCCGUUUAAACCUUAAAAAUGUGCAAGAAUAUUACAGUGUCCUGUCUGGACAAGCCUUCUCGAGACUACGAAGCCUCUUGUACUGGCGAAUGGCGGGAGCAUUUUGUCUUUGAUCACGAGACAAAACAAUGUAAAAUGAUUUGGUACGAUGGAUGUCCAAGCAAGUCCAGAAACCUCUAUUCAGAUUUGUCAACUUGCGAAGAGAUGUGUGUCCAAACUCAUAUACUCAAAAAGGCUCGUGGGUUUAAAAUUUAUAUUUUUAAAAAUUCUUUUAUUUCGAGUUUAGUACUGUACACAGUUUUAUCAUACCGAUUAUAAAAACCGUAUUUUACAAAAAAAAUUUUGGUUAGCUUAAAAUGGCAAGAACUUUCUUUACGAAACUAAAAAUAGCAAGGACUUUUUUUACAAAACAUAAAAUGGCAAGAACUUUCUUUACAGAAGCAAAAAUGCAAUAA
This is a messenger RNA of Bursaphelenchus okinawaensis, 3476 nucleotides long. Lineage: Eukaryota; Metazoa; Nematoda; Chromadorea; Rhabditida; Aphelenchoididae. The record is from the annotation of a GenBank genome assembly.